AUGACUAAAUUGACUCUUUUAGCAGGGCUGGGCUUCCUGCUAACAUUUCAGAUUGUGGCCUCUGCAAAACUGGUGUGCUACGUAACAAACUGGUCCCAGUACAGACCUGGCAAUGGGAAGUUCACCCCAGAGAAUGUUGAUCCCUUCCUCUGCACCCAUGUGGUAUAUGCUCUGGCCACCAUCAGCCCCUCCAAUGAAAUCACGACCAUUGAAUGGAACGAUGAUAUCAUGUACAAGUCACUAAAUAGCCUGAAAAAUGUAAAUCCCACACUGAAGACGAUGCUGUCUGUUGGAGGUUUGACAAAUGGAAUCAGCCCAUUUAUUAAAAUGGUAUCGACUCCAGAAAACCGCAAGACUUUCAUCCGCUCUGCAAUGUUGUUCCUGCGUGCCAAUGACUUCGACGGCUUGGAUCUAGACUGGGAGUAUCCUGGACAGAAUGGAAGCCCUCCUGAGGACAAGCAGAGGUUUACCACAUUUAUCAAGGAACUGAGGCAAGCUAUCGAAAAGGAAGCAUUGGACACAAAGAAAACACCUCUGAUUCUUUCUUCUAAGGUUGCUGCCGUAAAGUCAACUAUUGAAAGGGGUUAUGAGAUCGCUGAAGUUGCAGGUCAGCUGGACUUCCUGACUGUCUUGACCUACGACUAUCAUGGACACUGGGAUAAAGUGACAGGACACAACAGUCCCCUUUAUAAGAACUCUUUGGACAGCGGAAACAGCCUUGAGCUCAACAUUAACGCCUCUGUGACAUACUGGCUGAAAGGUGGAGCUCUUGCUGAAAGACUCCUCAUUAGCUUCCCCACAUUUGGACGCACAUUCUUGCUGUCGACCUCGAAUACAGGCCUUGGUGCUCCAGCCAGCGGCCCCGCAGAUGGUGGUCCCUACACACGUGAUGCAGGAUACUGGUCCUAUUAUGAGAUCUGCCCCAUGGAAUCAACUAACCAGGUGGAAUGGAUUGAUGAACAGAAGGUCCCAUAUUUGGUUCAAGGAAAGGCCUGGGUGGGCUACGACAACCGUGAAAGCUUUACUGCUAAGGUGCAGUGGCUUAACUCCUUAAAUCUGGGCGGAGCCUCAGUGUGGACCUUAGAUCUGGAUGAUUUUACAGGGAGUUUCUGUACCCAAGGAGCUUACCCACUUGUCAACCAUUUGCGUAACUCUCUAGGUUUUGGUCCCAAGCCCACCACUACACCACGUCCCACCACAACCGCAGAUCCCGUGAACUCAUUCUGUGUCGGUAAACCAGAUGGAUUGUACCCCAACCCUGCUGAUAAGACAACUUACUUCCAUUGUUUCCGUGGAAACACAUACCUGCAGAAAUGCCAGCCAGGUCUGGUCUAUGUUGACGCUUGUAAAUGUUGCAACUGGCCAUAAACAGAUUAACAAUCAAUAUCUAGUGUUGCCAAAUCCUCCAAAAACCUCUUUUACGCUUUCAAUAAAAUAUUUAUAGCAGUCAUAUUUUCUUCAAACACAAGCUGAUCAUCUGUAAUAAAACCAUAGUAAAGAAAUGUAUACUUGCUUGUAUUAACCUUUAGAAACUGUCUGACAGUCUUAAUAAAGUGAUGCAAACAUAAUGUGUGCAGGUUUCUCAGAUUUUAUGAACUUUCUUUCCAUGAGAACUUUGGCUUAAGUAACAACACAAA
This is a messenger RNA of Triplophysa rosa, 1637 nucleotides long. RefSeq names its product chitinase, acidic.1 (gene chia.1). Gene Ontology annotation, biological process: carbohydrate metabolic process; chitin catabolic process. NCBI's taxonomy places the organism in Eukaryota, Metazoa, Chordata, Actinopteri, Cypriniformes, Nemacheilidae. Bases 1 to 1368 code for a protein of 455 amino acids. Gene Ontology annotation, cellular component: extracellular region. Gene Ontology annotation, molecular function: chitinase activity; chitin binding. The transcript is spliced from 11 exons. The record is from RefSeq and is a predicted model, not a curated record.